This is a messenger RNA of Lachnellula hyalina, 1143 nucleotides long. It is a transcript of the gene SPP2, whose product is annotated as Pre-mRNA-splicing factor. Gene Ontology annotation, cellular component: spliceosomal complex. The transcript has a single exon. Gene Ontology annotation, biological process: mRNA splicing, via spliceosome. The record is from RefSeq and is a predicted model, not a curated record. NCBI's taxonomy places the organism in Eukaryota, Fungi, Ascomycota, Leotiomycetes, Helotiales, Lachnaceae. The coding region runs from base 1 to 1143 and encodes 380 amino acids.
AUGACCCCUUCAAAAGACAGUCCUCCCUCUACUGGAGCGCCGAAAAUAGCAAUCAAAGGAUUUUCCCUCUCGAAAUCCAAACCAGGGACCUCCAAACCAUCCCUCAUCACCAAACCUGUCGUCGCAAAACCCCCGAGUUCUCUAGGCAAACGCCCACGCUCAACAUUCCCCCAACACGAUGACAGCGACAACGAUUCUGAGAGCGAAAGGAGGGGUAAACAUGAAGUCGUAACGGGGUUCGGUGAAGAAGGCGCCAUAAAUCAGGUGGAGAAGGAGAAAGAAGGACCGCUUAUUAUUCCGAGUUUAAAGAAUUCGAAUCGGAGGGCGGCUGGUGCGAGUGCGAGAGGUGGAGGGAAGAAUCUACUGCCUGCUGAGGUGCAAGCAGAGGCGAGGGAGAGGGAGGCUAGGGAGAAAGGAGAAGGGGAAAUUAAGACAGAGGAGGGUGAGAAAGAGGAGACCAAGUGGGGAUUAAGUGUACGGAAGAAGGAAGCUGAAGAACCUGCUACUGGUGACAAAGUUGAUAUCAAGGCGGAGGAAACAAAGGUCAAAAUCGAAGAACUCGAAAUAAGACCAGUCGCCGCAGACGACGAAGCAUUACAAGCCCUUUUAGGCAACGAGAAGUCGCGAAAGGGUCCCGAUCUCAUCAUACCCGCGCACCUCUCUGAAGAAACAGCCUACGCGCAUGCCAUCGCCACCGCGCCACCCUCUUCCACCUUAGAAGACUACGAGCGCGUCCCUAUCGAAGAAUUUGGCGCCGCUCUUUUACGGGGCAUGGGCUGGGAUGGGGAAACGAAGAAGGAUGGGAAGGCCAAGGAUAUUAAGAGGAGGCAGAAUUUACUAGGGCUUGGGGCGAAGGAGUUGGAGGGUGCGGAGGAGUUGGGGGCGUGGGUGCAGAAGGCUGAUGUAAAGAGGCUGAAACCUGCUGGGAGUGGGAAGGGUAGGGGAAAUGGAGAGAGGAGACCGAGGGUUAGUGAGUACAAGAGGGAGGAAGAGCGGAAGCGGGAGAAGAGGGAGGAGAGGGGCGGGGGUAGUUAUAGGAGUGAACGGGAGAGGGAGAGGGGUGGAGGCAGGGAUAGGGACGGGUAUCGGGAUAGUGGGAGGGAUAGAGAGCGGGAGAGGGAUAGGGAUAGAAGGCGGCACUGA